Messenger RNA from Paramuricea clavata, 199 nucleotides. Lineage: Eukaryota; Metazoa; Cnidaria; Anthozoa; Malacalcyonacea; Plexauridae. The record is from the annotation of a GenBank genome assembly.
CGUCAUGAUGUACGCUGAUGACACUGUACUAUUUUUCGCAUCACAAAAUGUUGAGGAGAUCGAGGCUGUUUUGAAUCAGGAACUAGACACUCUGUAUUCCUGGCUUACUGAGAACAGCCUCUUUUUAAACAAGAAGAAGACCGAGUUUAUCAUAUUUGGUACUUCAGCUAGACUAUCGGGCAUUCGGAACUGCGAUUAG